UUCCGCGUUGUUCGCAACAGUGUGAUGAUUUGUUGGAAAUAAAUUAAUGUGCUUCGAUAAUGCGACAUGGCUAUGGCAUUGUUUUAUUUAAUUUUGCUUUUUAAAUCGACGCCAAGUGACUUUACAACUGAUGUACAUAAACACACGCACAAAGGUGACAAAGGCUAUUGUUCAGAAAACGACUGGCUGGAAUCCUUCACAGUUAUUAGACGCCUCAUAAACAAUGGAUUCCACAGAGAGCUGGUGUCUCAUGUGCAGUGUGCCGCUGCUGUUCCUGAGGGUUCCCAGGUCCUGCUGUUGGAGAAGCUGCCCCAGGGAGUCUAUGUAGAUCCAUACCAGCUGACUUCAGCACAGGAGCACAGUGACACACAGUGUCUUUGUGUGCAGGUGCUGCUGGCCUCUGAGAUCGAUUUGGAGGCUCCUGCCUAUUUGUCCUCUGGGUUCUCUGCCCUGGUUUAUGCCUCACUGGACCCCCAGUGCAGCGGGUGCUUUACUACCACGCUGCCCGUUCACGCCCGAUACCACCGGCCAGCUGGCUCCGGGGAGGCAGAGCAGCGGGUCAGCAUCGAGAGCCCCCGGCUACUGGUCCGAGCUGAAGAGAGCACCCUGCCUCUGGCCUGCCCCCAGAACAAGGUGACCGAAGCCCCCUGCACUGCACAGAACCACAGCCUCUGCGUCUGGCUGGAGAUUCACUACCAGCAGGAGCUGGAAGCUGUCAGUCUGCAGAUUCCUGUGGGAGACCAGCGGCAGGUCCUGGCUGUCUGCACUGGGACACUCUCUGUCACCCUGCUGUGCUGCUGCAUGAUCCUGGGAGCUGUGUGGAAGCAUGGCCACUUCCAGCUUUAACUCCUGGGUACUGCUCUGUAACCUGCACAAGCAGACAGGACAUUACAAGACACUGAAUCUAAGCCAUGGUUACCCUACCCACAACAACUGCUCUUCCAGGGGUGUCUCAGUACAUUGAAAGCGGUCCUAGCUAAUGCCGUACCUGUCGUACUCUUACAUAUGCAAUCAUGAAAGAAACACAUGUUAUUGCAAACAUCUUUUCAUUCCAAAAAUAUACAAGGUUAAAGAAAACAUGCUUGAGUCAUUCUGUUUCUGUUUUGCUUCAUUGGUCAUUUCACCACAGUAGUGUCAGCAGGGGGUCAAAGCAUGCGAGUCAUUAGGGAGAUAACAGGAAGGAUAUGCGUUGAAGGGGUGGGAAGACGCUCACUGUGUUGGCUUGUGAAUUGAUGACUCCUGUUGGUGAGAUGAUGAUGAUGAUGAUGAUGAUAGUAAAAGCUCUGUAACUACUCCAGCUGCAGAGCCUGUCUCUUGUGUGGUGGUUAAUACGUUCUCUUGUGCUGUGUGUGGUCACCCGUCUGCGCUGUUACACAGGCAAAAAGUGAUUUCUUUAACCAGUACCAGAUGUCAUUUUUAAAAAGGAAAGUGCAGGUUUUAUGUAACAUUUGUUUCUUUCAAAACUGCAGUGAAUGUGCACAACAGAUACGAUUUAUGGAAAACAUUGUCUAAAAAAGGACAGAGUGCUGUUGUGGGCUGAGUAUCAAAAACUAUAUAUUUCCUUGGGGAGCACAGCACAGGUGCUUUUCAUACCUUUUCAUUAGGUGGCUGUAUAAAAAAAAAAAAAGAAUAAUUAACACUUAAAUGUCAACUUUGGGUAGAAAGCAUCUUCUGGCUAAACAUUAAAGGAGUGCUAACCAGGGCUUUCCAUUUGCACCGUAGAAAACGCAUCUUGUUCCAGCAUGGUCAGCAUCAAUGGUGUGAGAUACAGAAGCACCUUCCUCCUGUCAGCUGCCUGUCUGUUGGAUCUUCUUGUCUUUCAUCAUUACACAAACUGACUUGCAACAGGGAGAUGCAGCUUUUAUAUAUUACACUUGGUAAUGUGAGGGACUGCCCUUUACACACCACUGUAUUUAGAGUCCUUACUUUUGAAACAAUGCCUCGUGAAACAUCAGUUAUUCGUGCAGUCUUGGAUCCGGAAGGAAGCUCCUGGCCUUAGCCCUCUUGAAAUCUGUCAAAUCUGCCCUCUUUGACUGCAGUUACUUAACUAUUGCAGGUGUUUCUAGCAGUGCAGGCUAUAUUCACACAGUGUCACUGCAGCCAGACAUUAGGAAACCCAAACACACCUGCUCAUGCCCCUAGAUGUUUGCUCUGUAUUCAGUUAGGGCUGUAAUCCCUUACUGGUGAUACUGAAAGAUAUUGCAGGAUGAUCAUAUGCAAAUUCAAGGUCUCCUCUCCACAACCACACUGCUGAUGGGCUGGCACAUGUUCAGUAGCAGAGUUCAGUAGUGGCUAGCUGGUCUUAGGUGGGAAGAAGGUUGUGUUCUUUCACCUUGGGAAAAUGUAAACAAACUGGAUUGUCAACAAGGCUUGCUAAUGAAGCCUGAAAUAUGGCGUAAACAGAAAACUGGCAUUGUAAUUUGUUGGACAACGGAAAAUGGUUUUGAGAUAUUAAGCAUGAAUUAAAGUCUUUACCUAGCAGUUA
Messenger RNA from Acipenser ruthenus (sterlet), 2485 nucleotides. It is a transcript of the gene pigx, whose product is annotated as phosphatidylinositol glycan anchor biosynthesis, class X. The coding region runs from base 67 to 846 and encodes 259 amino acids. Lineage: Eukaryota; Metazoa; Chordata; Actinopteri; Acipenseriformes; Acipenseridae. Gene Ontology annotation, cellular component: endoplasmic reticulum membrane. The record is from RefSeq and is a predicted model, not a curated record. The transcript has 6 exons. Gene Ontology annotation, biological process: GPI anchor biosynthetic process.